This is a messenger RNA of Fusarium venenatum, 414 nucleotides long. The record is from RefSeq and is a predicted model, not a curated record. NCBI's taxonomy places the organism in Eukaryota, Fungi, Ascomycota, Sordariomycetes, Hypocreales, Nectriaceae.
AUGACAAUCAACACUCCUACCCUUCCUAUCUUGCUGUAUGUUUUCUUGAUUGGAGUUGGGUACGGCGGCAUGUUAUCUGUUGCACUUCUGGUGACUGUAGCAGCCGUAUCACACAAUGAGCAGGCCGUUGCUACCUCGGCCAACUACGCGUUCCGAUCGACGGGCUCUACUAUUGGGGUCACAAUCGCCUCGACAGUCUAUCAGAACUUGCUCCAAAAGGGACUACAUAAACGUUUCGAUGACCGCGAGGGAUCUGCGGAUGUUAUAAAACGAACCCUUGACUCACUAGAUGAACUGAAGCAUCUCCCUCAGGGGUGGAAUGAAGGUGUAUAUGAGGCAUAUACCGUUACACUGCGGGGAGUAUUCCUGACUGGGCUAGGAUUUGCCACGCUGGGCUUGAUAGCAGCUACAUAG